CGUAGCACAAUUCGUAAUCAUACGAAUACAAUACAAUUCGAUACUACACAAGAAAACGUCUGAGAUAUAUAUUUAAUUUCAUGUAAGAUAAAAUCAACGGUUUGAUUAUGAGGUAUUUUGACUGCGUCUUAAGCGUCUUGGAAUGGAUCAUGGAACGAAGGAACUGGGAAGGAAACAGCAUAAAGUCACGUCCAAAGACAUCUCGGUGCGAUAUCGAAUGAUAUCUGGUUAAAAAUAUCGAGUUGUGGUAAUUCAUCGUAGUCGGACUCAAGCUUCAAGGCUUACAUGAAUCGCUUGGAUAUGACACAGGGCCGAGCGAAGAGCGCAUUUUCUUCGGCUGGGAUUCUGAUUUCUGUUGUCUCUGUCCUGUUUUACUGCGCUGGGUUUGUGAGAGUUGAAAUCAAGCUUAAUGAACAGGAAAAGAGAAUGAGUGAGGUGGAGAAACUGUUGAAGGUCAAACUUCCUUCUUCAAGCGAAGUAAAAUCGAGUCAACGAGACCUUACAAUGGAGUUAACAGAUAAAACAACGAGGAAUUACCCAGACAUCGCAAACGACAUUAGAAGCAAGCGACAAGUUGGAAACGAUUUGAAUACAACUGAUAACAAAGAGAGAGACGAAUUUGUGGUGAAACUUGACAGUUUGCUGUCAGACAGAAUGAUGAAACUCUGUCAAGCAAGACACUCGUGCUCACAAGGUCCCCCAGGUCCUCCAGGUCAACCUGGACUGCGCGGAACAAAAGGAUCCCAGGGAAGAAGGGGCCCUAGGGGAAGAAGAGGUAUGAAGGGCGACCAUGGAAUCAUGGGAUCGCCUGGAAAAAGUGGAAAGCAAGGCACUAUGGGCCCUCGGGGGAACAAAGGAGAACCAGGGAAGAAGGGACAGAGUGGACACCCGGGAAUGAACGGCAGACCCGGAAUAAAAGGAGACCCAGGAGAAUCUAUCUCAUCUCCUGUGGUUGUAAUCUCGCCCUCUACACUGACGAUAAACGAAAAAGAGGUAGCUUCGUUCCAGUGUUCAGCGAAUGGUAAUCCUCAGCCAGUUGUUGAGUGGAGCAGAAAGGAUUCAGUCAUGGAUUCAAAGACAAAAAUGUCUGCUGGAAAGAUUAUGUGGAAGAAAGUGGCGGGGAGUGACUCCGGCAUCUACAGGUGUACGGCGAGAAACAUUUUAGGAAAAGCAGAAAGAUCUGUGAGACUCACAGUGAACGUCAAGCCUCUUGUAUCUUUACAUCUGGGACCUACUUACGUCAGGGUAGGGAGUAAUGCCUCAUUACCGACAUGCUAUGCGACUGGGUACCCCCGUCCAACAAUGACUUGGAGUAGGCCACUUGGAAAGCUACCAAACUCGAGUGUACAAAGUUACCAUGGCAAUAGCAGUAUACUCAAAGUAUUCAACAUCCAAAUAGAAGAUUCUGGUAAAUACAUCUGCACCGCCUCCAACCUUAUGGGUACUACCGCCGUGCAAACAUUUUUAGUUGUAGUUAAACUUCCUGAGUUCACCAUUAGGCCUCCUGGAAAGGUUUCGUUGGCUGCAGGUGCUUCUCUCAUGUUAAACUGCAGUGCAACUGGUGAUCCACGACCAGUCAUUUCAUGGAAGAGACUUGGAGCACAGCUUCCUGUCGGAUGGAAUCAGUUGUCAAAUGGAUCACUUACAGCGAAAAACGUGAGACCUGAAGACGCUGGUAUUUACAUGUGCAUAGCCACCAGUGGAGGGGUGUUUGAGAAAUCCUCAAUAAGCAACAUCCGCUUAUCCUCAGAUUGCACGACCUUAUUGAAAAAUGGCUACAACCAAAGUGGAGUGUACUCAAUCGACCCAGACGGGAGAGGACAGUUCAAAGCGUACUGUGACAUGCGUACUGAUGGCGGAGGCUGGACUGUGUUUCAAAGAAGGCGAGAUGGCUCUGGAAACUUCUCACGGGGAUGGGACGACUACAAGGCAGGGUUUGGUCAGCUGACUGGNGAGUUUUGGCUCGGAAAUGACAAGAUCCACCGACUGACAGCCUCUAGAACCUGCUCCCUGCGAGUUGAUAUGGAGGACUGGAACAGUGCCAAAGCAUAUGCCAAAUAUGGCCGGUUUAGCGUUGGGGACGAGCAGUCUCAAUAUAGAUUUGAAGUAGGAUCGUUUUCAGGAACAGCAGGUGACUCGCUGGCAUAUCAUAAUAUGGGGAAAUUCAGUACGAAAGACAGAAACAAUGACGCAUCCGGUUCUAACUAUUGUACGAGGACUUAUACUGGUGGGUGGUGGUUUAAAUAUUGUCAUCAUGCUAAUCCUAAUGGCUUGUAUCUUGGGAAAAGUGGGAAUUCCUGGAAAGGGGUUAUGUGGAAGCAUUUUAAAUACACAAAAUCUCUUAAAUUCAUUGACAUGAAACUGAAACCGGUAUCCUAGAUUGGAAACUCAUUAUUUUACUUACACAUGAAAAACCUCUUAGUUAAUAUUGAAAUUACCUAGACACAGCUCGAAAUUGAAGAGGAGAGGUUUUCCCUAAGUGUAAUAAACACUGCAUGAAUAACAAUGGCGGUUCAUUGCUAUUGCAUAGCCAAAUCUCUUUUCCAUGGUAACGGCUACCAAUUUCCUUUCCAAUGUCAGGCAGCUAUUUCCUCGAGAAUAAAAAGAAGAAACCUCUUCAGAGGGGACAUGUAGGAGCAUUUCUAAUGAAUGGAACUUUUCGGUAGAUUCUGCUACUUAACAACUUGAAGUUACGUUCCAUUUCAGUUUUUCCAAAUUAGCCAUUGAUUCGAAAUAGCAAAUCUUAAAAAAACGACUCGUGUUAGAAAAAGAAAUUCAUUUCACGACUUUCAAAGUAGCAAGAAUGCGAUAUAACUACAACAACACAAAUAAGUGUAAACAAUUCACUCCGACGGAGGGCUAACGCUCGAAACGUCAGGUUAGAAGAAACUCUUUACGAUGGCCAAUCUACAUUAUGAACUCAGUUGAUAAAACCAAGUUAUCUUGUUGUACCCCUCACCGUCGUAGCACCAUAAUUUCUUUAGAAACUUACCCCAGAUUGCACUAAGUCAUCAGUGUAUCAGCAUUAAAGUAUUAUUUACAACUUUAUUAAUUCUUUUGGUAUACAUAGUGCGAAACAAAGAUACCCAGGAUCACAAGUCAGUUUUUUCAAGCCUAAGAGCAUGACUAGAAACAAGAAUAAAGAGGCAUUGUUACUAAACAUUGUCGGAGCUGUCAACGACUGUUAAGUUAAGACAAGGCUGAAGCAGAU
Stylophora pistillata is the source of this 3211-nucleotide messenger RNA. RefSeq lists its product as uncharacterized. NCBI's taxonomy places the organism in Eukaryota, Metazoa, Cnidaria, Anthozoa, Scleractinia, Pocilloporidae. The record is from RefSeq and is a predicted model, not a curated record.